This is a messenger RNA of Echinops telfairi (small Madagascar hedgehog), 1322 nucleotides long. It is a transcript of the gene KRT8, whose product is annotated as keratin 8. Bases 125 to 1108 code for a protein of 327 amino acids. Gene Ontology annotation, cellular component: keratin filament. Lineage: Eukaryota; Metazoa; Chordata; Mammalia; Afrosoricida; Tenrecidae. The transcript is spliced from 6 exons. The record is from RefSeq and is a predicted model, not a curated record.
CCCGGGCUGGGCUCUCUUUUAUAAAGGGCCCUUGCUAGACGUUGUCCCCCCACUUCGAAUCUGCUUCUCAGCUCCUUCUCGAACCUGUGUCGGGUCCCUCCACUGCCUCCCAGUAGCCUUCACCAUGUCGUCUGUCAGGGUGACCCAGAAGACCUACAAGGUGUCCUCUGGCCCCCGGGCCUUCAGCAGCCGGUCUUACACCAGCGCGCCCGGCACCCGCAUCAGCUCCUCGGCCUUCUCCCGGGUGGGCGGCAGCAGCAGCAGCUUCCGGGGCACCCUGGGCACCGGCAUGGGUAUGGUCGGGGGCUUCAGUGGGGCAGGAGGUGUCGGGGGCAUCACGGCCGUCACGGUGAACCAGAACCUGCUAAGCCCCCUGAAGUUCGAGGUGGACCACAACAUGCAGGCCGUGCGCACCCAGGAGAAGGAGCAGAUCAAGACCCUCAACAACAAGUUUGCCUCCUUCAUCGACAAGGUGCGGUUCCUGGAGCAGCAGAACAAGAUGCUGGAGACCAAGUGGAGCCUUCUGCAACAGCAGAAGACAUCUCGCAGCAACAUGGACAACAUGUUCGAGAGCUACAUCAACAACCUCAGGCGGCAGCUGGAGAUGCUGGGCCAGGAGAAGCUGAAGUUGGAGGCAGAGUUGGGCAGCAUGCAGGGGCUGGUGGAGGACUUCAAGAAUAAAGCGUACAUGAACAAGGUGGAGCUGGAGUCCCGCCUGGAGGGGCUGACGGAUGAGAUUAACUUCCUCAGGCAGCUGCAUGAAGAGGAGCUCCGUGAGCUGCAGGCUCAGAUCUCGGACACGUCCGUGGUGCUGUCCAUGGACAACAGCCGCUCCCUGGACAUGGACGGCAUCAUCUCCGGGAUGCAGAACAUGAGCAUCCACACGAAGACCACCAGUGGCUACUCCGGUGGGCUGACCUCCAGCUACGGGGGCCUCACGAGCCCUGGCCUCACCUAUGGCCUGAGCUCCCUGCAGUCCAGCCUCAGCCCAGGCGGGGGCUCCAGCUCCUUCUCCCGCUCCAGCUCCACCAAGGCCGUGGUGGUGAAGAAGAUCGAGACGCGGGACGGGAAGCUGGUGUCCGAGUCUUCCGAUGUCCUGUCCAAGUGAAUGCCUCUGUGACCCUUCACAGCCUGUCCCCGCCCCUGCCUGCCCAGAGCUGUGCAGGGCCACCAAGGGAACGGGAGACCGGAGGAUUGGCCCAGGCCUCAGCCCACCCUGUGGGAAUCAACUACUUAGCGGGGAGUACCCCCUUUACCCAUGACCCCCCAAUGAAAGCCAAUGGUCUUUUGUAAAAUAAAACCUGGCAACUUACGUACACAUA